Messenger RNA from Rotaria socialis, 456 nucleotides. Lineage: Eukaryota; Metazoa; Rotifera; Eurotatoria; Philodinida; Philodinidae. The record is from the annotation of a GenBank genome assembly.
AUGGUCUCAUCAUCAUCUUCGUCAUCUCUCAAACGGUCCAUAGACCACGUUGAUAUGCCAAAGGAGAAUAUUUCACCAAAUAAAAAAAUCAAUUUUACGCCAACAAUGUUUCAAUCAAAAAUUAUUAAUAUGCUCAAAGAUGCAAAUUUAACUAUUCCUAUCAAUCUUCUCGAAUUGGUCGGCCAGGUGGAUCGAAAUUUUUCUAAUCCUUCGGACAAAGAUCGUCGAAAAGAACUAUAUAAAGGUCUUUCAUGCUAUCUUGAUCAUCGCAAUGUACGUGAUCGUGGUCAAACAUACAUAUUUCCAAUUCCAUUCAAUGACAUCAUUCGACAACAAUACCCAAGAAACGUUCAAAAUUAUGCUCAAAUCAAGACUAUGAAAAAUGGUAAACUUAUUAUGGUCAAAGAAGAAGAUAAGUGUUAUGUACAACUAUCUGACUUUUGCAAACGCAUUUAG